AUGUCUCAGCAUCCCAUCAUUUCGCAGCAACGGUAUCCCAGCACGCCACGAGAUCCCACAUCGGCUCUCCAGUCCGACGAUUCAGCGCAGGAUGACACCAAGUGUAAGUUUGGCGAUGGUGGGACGACUAAGAAUAUCGUUCGCGGGGCCUCGACCGCAGGCUAG
Messenger RNA from Colletotrichum tamarilloi, 165 nucleotides. RefSeq lists its product as uncharacterized. The transcript is spliced from 2 exons. The record is from RefSeq and is a predicted model, not a curated record. NCBI's taxonomy places the organism in Eukaryota, Fungi, Ascomycota, Sordariomycetes, Glomerellales, Glomerellaceae. Bases 1 to 165 code for a protein of 54 amino acids.